Messenger RNA from Sorex fumeus (smoky shrew), 1614 nucleotides. It is a transcript of the gene ARHGAP19, whose product is annotated as Rho GTPase activating protein 19. The transcript is spliced from 12 exons. Lineage: Eukaryota; Metazoa; Chordata; Mammalia; Eulipotyphla; Soricidae. Gene Ontology annotation, biological process: regulation of small GTPase mediated signal transduction; signal transduction. Gene Ontology annotation, molecular function: GTPase activator activity. Bases 14 to 1495 code for a protein of 493 amino acids. The record is from RefSeq and is a predicted model, not a curated record. Gene Ontology annotation, cellular component: cytoplasm.
UGCGCUGACUAAGAUGGCGGCUGAGGCUGGGCGCGAAGGGGAGGUGCCGGCCCGCGGAUCCGGCCGGAGUGAUGCUAUCUGCAGUUUCCUUACCUGCAAUGACUCGUCCCUUCGUGGUCAACCCAUUAUCUUCAAUCCUGACUUUUUUGUGGAGAAGCUCCGACAUGAGAAACCGGAGGUGUUCACGGAAUUGGUCGUCAGCAAUAUCACAAGACUUAUUGAUUUACCUGGAACAGAAUUGGCUCAGCUGAUGGGUGAAGUGGAUCUCAAGUUGCCUGGGGGGGCCGGCCCAGCCUCAGGAUUCUUCCGGUCUCUGAUAUCUCUCAAGAGAAAGGAAAAAGGAGUAGUGUUUGGAUCCCCAUUGACAGAGGAAGGCAUUGCCCAGAUAUACCAGCUAAUUGAAUAUCUACACAAAAACUUGCGAGUAGAGGGUUUGUUCAGAGUACCAGGAAAUAGUGUCCGACAGCAGAUUUUAAGGGAUGCUCUCAAUAACGGAACUGACAUUGACUUGGAGUCAGGGGAGUUUCACUCAAAUGAUGUUGCCACCUUGCUGAAGAUGUUUCUAGGAGAGUUACCUGAGCCCUUGCUGACACAUAAACAUUUCCACGCACACCUCAAAAUUGCUGAUCUGAUGCAGUUCGAUGACAAAGGAAACAAGACAAAUGUGCCGGAUAAGGAGCGGCAAAUCGAGGCUCUUCAGUUGCUCUUCCUCAUCCUCCCUCCGCCCAAUCGUAAUUUGCUGAAGUUACUGCUUGAUCUCCUGUACCAGACGGCAAAGAAGCAAGACAAGAAUAAGAUGUCUGCUUACAACCUGGCUCUUAUGUUUGCACCCCAUGUCCUGUGGCCAAAAAAUGCCACUGCAAAUGACCUUCAAGAAAAUAUCACAAAAUUAAACAAUGGGAUGGCUUUUAUGAUUAAACACUCCCAGAAGCUUUUUAAGGCUCCUGCUUACAUUCGGGAAUGUGCCAGAUUACACUAUUUGAACUCCAGAACUCAAGCAUCAAAGGAUGAUCUUGAUCUGACAGUUUCUUGUCGUACAAAGUCCUUCCAGCUGGCAAAGCCUCAGAGGCGGAACCAGCUGGAUUCCUACUCCCGUGAGGAGACGCAGCAGCGCACAGAGGAGGCGCUGCGGGAGUUGUUCCAGCACGUCCACAGCAUGCCGGAGUCCGCGAAGAAGAAGCAGCUCAUCAGACAGUUCCAUAAACAGUCUUCAACCCAGACCCCAGGGCGGGAGCCGUCCUCCCCCCGGGUGCAGAAACGGGCCCGCUCGCGCUCCUUCAGUGGCCUCAUUAAGCGGAAGGUCCUGGGAAAUCCCAUGAUGUCAGAAAGGAAACCCAAGUGCCCAACGCCAGAAUCUGUAGGUCUUGGAGAACUGAAGCAAUCCAGCAAAGAAAAUAUGAACUUGUUAUUUUCUGACUCUCCAUCUGUCACAAUGACACCAGCAAGACUGAAAUGGUAUGAAGGGAAGAAAGAGGGGAAGAAAGGAUUCCUCUGAAGGAGCCCGAGUUCUCCUGCGUCCGCCCAGCGAUUUCUCCUUUGUGUGGGCCAGGUGCCAUGACUGUCUGUGGAGAAGCUUGGAUUUGUAGCUUGCCUGCUGCCUUUGGAAGUGUGGAA